Etheostoma spectabile (orangethroat darter) is the source of this 1327-nucleotide messenger RNA. RefSeq names its product Kruppel like factor 6a (gene klf6a). The record is from RefSeq and is a predicted model, not a curated record. Gene Ontology annotation, molecular function: RNA polymerase II cis-regulatory region sequence-specific DNA binding; DNA-binding transcription factor activity, RNA polymerase II-specific. Lineage: Eukaryota; Metazoa; Chordata; Actinopteri; Perciformes; Percidae. Gene Ontology annotation, biological process: regulation of transcription by RNA polymerase II.
GAAGAGAGAGAGAGAAGAAGAAGAAGAAGGGGGGGACUGACGGACGGACGCUCGGCUGCUACUGCUGCUGAAAACAAGCGCCUCUACUCCGCUUGCAUCGCAGGGGACCCCGCUCUUAUUCCUCCCGCUGGCUGUAUUUUUUUUUUACCUGACAAACAAGAUAGAACUUGCACCUGAAUAGGCUUUAUUUUUUUAUUUUUUUGAAACAAGCUCUGGAGAAAAAAAAUGGAUGUUCUACCCAUGUGCAGCAUCUUUCAAGAACUUCAAAUAGUUCACGACACGGGCUAUUUCUCAGCGUUACCGUCACUGGAGGAGUACUGGCAGCAGACAUGCUUGGAGUUGGAGCGCUACCUCCAGAGCGAGCCUUACGUCUCCACAGCCGACCUCAAGUUCGACAGCCAGGAGGACCUCUGGAGUAAGUUGAUCUUGGCCUGCGGGGACAAGGCCAAGGCCGAGUCCGACCCCAAGCUGCCCGCGGCCCACGAGGAGGACAAUCAGGACAGCCAAAUCUUGGACACCAACAGUGUGAAUUCUGACGCCAGCAGCGAAGCUUCAGACAGUUCUGAGGAGCUCUCGCCCAUACACAGCUUUACCUCCAACCCUCUGGGCUCCGUCUUGGUUGGCUCUGGACCUUUUAGCCCCUCCAUCAUAAGCACUCCCCCGUCCUCUCCGGAGGCCAAUUUGGAGGCCGGCGGCGUGACUAACGGCUGGGUCGCCACGCACGCAGAGUUGCACUUGCCGGUCAAAAUCAGGAGUGGCGGGGUGGCAAAGAGCACGGAAAAGACGGGACUCAUCUGCGGGGACGCGUCCCCGGACGGCAGGAGACGAGUACACAGGUGUAACUUCAACGGGUGUCGCAAGGUUUACACGAAGAGCUCCCACCUAAAAGCACACCAGCGCACUCACACAGGUGAAAAGCCUUACAGGUGUUCAUGGAGGGGCUGCGAGUGGCGUUUUGCACGAAGCGACGAGUUGACCAGACACUUCAGGAAGCACACUGCAAAGCCAUUUAAAUGCAGUCACUGUGACAGAUGUUUCUCCAGGUCCGACCAUCUGGCUCUUCACAUGAAGAGACACGUCUAGGGCAGGCCGAGCUUCAACCAAGCAACGCAGAGAAGAGGAAAGUUUGAAAGGAGGAAUUGAGAGAAAAAAAAAAAAAAAGCAAACGCCGUCUCCCGACCAGUCUCUUGGUUGAACUGUCCCAGAACAGAGUGGCGGGAGUGUGUUCCAGCCAAAGCAUGCCGUUUUUGCACCAUACUGAAACCCAGUGCCUCCGGGACCUCUCUUUGGAGAAAGGCGCUCUGAAGGUUGUCUGUUGCAACAAAAA